Molecule: messenger RNA, 4384 nt
Organism: Punica granatum (pomegranate)
Lineage: Eukaryota; Viridiplantae; Streptophyta; Magnoliopsida; Myrtales; Lythraceae
Source: RefSeq, a predicted model, not a curated record
GCCUCCUCCUUCCUUCUUCUUCUCCUCCUUCCCCGGCUGGCCCUCUUCUCCCCAUAUUGAUAUUGUUAUGUUCGGCCGGCGCUGCUCUUUCUCACUCGAUACUUCUCCAUGACGAGCCACUCCGCUCCCUCCAUGCGGGUCCUGAACCGGCCCAGGCCCGCCCAGGCUCCCUCUCUCCCUCCCAUUCCGUCGUCGUCGUCGCCCUCCUCCUCCUCCACCUCCGCCCAUCCAGAUCCCCAAUCCCCAUCUCAGGGCACCGUCGUGGUGGGCUUCAUCUCCCGCCGACCCGACUAUUCGGCCCACCUGAUCGACAGGGUGCUCGACUUUCCCGCCUUCGGCUCCGGCGGUCUAGACAAGAUCCUGCAAAUUGAUAAGGACGAAGUGAGGGAUUGGUUCAAGCACAGGAGAAUUAGUUACUACCAUGAUGAGGAAAAGGGGAUUCUUUACCUGCAAUACUGCUCCACACACUGCCCGGUCGUUCACGGUUCGUCGACUGUUGGGUCGGGCUUGGAUUCGCCCGAGGAGGAGCAAGAGUUCGGGGAUCUUCAGGGCAUGCUCUUCAUGUUCUCCGUCUGCCAUGUAGUCAUAUACAUCAUGGAGGGCUCUCGAUUUGAAACUCAAACCUUGCAGAACUUUCGAUUGUUACAAUCAGCGAAGCAUGCUUUGGCUCCAUUUGUUAGAUCUCGAACCAUGCCACUCUCAUCAUCGAGGCCUCCUACCUCAUCUUCGCGACCUACGGUGUCAAUGGUCUCUUCUAGCAGCAUUUCUCCUAGUAAAGGCAGGAUCUCUGGCCGUGGGUCUUCGGGUAUAUCUAUCAUGUCGGGUUUAGGUUCGUAUGCUUCUCUCUUUCCUGGCCAGUGUACUCCCGUGAUACUAUUCAUUUUCAUAGACGAUUACUUGGAUUCUACAAGUUCAGCUACUAGUUCUGAGGAAGUGACAGAAUCCUUGUCGUCCCUUAACAUGCCUGCUAAUUUGAGCGGUUUGCCCAGAUCAAGCUUAACAACUAAGGGUUCAGGUUCUGUAGUUAUGCUAGCACGCCCUGUUAAUAAGUCUGAGGGCAGUUUCAAGAAGAAACUGCAGUCAUCCCUCGAGACACAAAUCCGAUUCCUGAUAAAGAAAUGCCGGACGCUCUCAGGAUCUGAGAAUGGUCAGCCUGGGUCGAGAAGUGCAGGUGCCUCUAGCUCAGCGCCACUGUUUUUGCUCGAUACAUCGAGGAUAGCCGUUUUACUAGAAAGAGUGACAAAUCAGAGAGGGGAGUCUCUUGAAUUCGCGACAGGACUGGUGGAGGAUGUACUGAAGGGAAAGGCAACAUCGGAUUCUCUCUUGCUUGAGAGCUACCAAAGUCAGAAUGCAAAUAAGGAAGAUACAAUAUCUAUAAGGGAGUUCAUUCACCGGCAAUGUGAUGUCUUGAGGGGGAGAGGUGGCUUGAUGGGGACUGCCAAUGGUGGCGGUGGAAUGGUUGCUGUUGCUGCUGCAGCCGCUGCUGCUUCAGUGGCCUCAGGAAAAGCAUUUGCUGCUCCCGAGCUUCCGAGCCUUGAAUUAUGGCUCUCCAUGAGCGAGGUUGUUCUCCAUGGAAUUCUCACCGGAAAACGUGGAUUUAAAGAUGAUAAUGAAAUCACCAGGAGAAAAUCCAGGCAGCGCAAUGUCAGUCCCCCUCACCGAGGUCCUGUAACUUCUAGUGGAGCAGAGCCUCAAGAUAUUGCAGUGUCUUGGUUAGAACGAGGAAAAGGGCUCAAUGCUAAGUUCUCGACUUCGUGGUGCCAGAAAGCGCUACCAAUGGCCAAGGAGGUCUACUUGAAAGACUUGCCCCCUUGUUAUCGGACUUCUCAGCACGAGGCCCAUCUGGAGAAGGCCCUUCAUGCUUUCCACUCAAUGGUCAAGGGUCCGAGUGUGCCACAUUUUGCGAAACUAUUGGAGGAUGAAUGCAGUUCCAUAUGGACGGCAGGGCGACAGCAGUGUGAUGCCAUGAGUUUGACAGAGAAACCUUGUAUGCACCGUAAACAUAAUGUCGAGGAAGCUGGUUCAUUGCAUUCCAGUGGGUAUGUUUUCCUCCAUGCUUGUGCUUGUGGCCGCUCACGGAGGCUAAGAGAGGACCCUUUUGACUUUGAUUCUGCUAAUGUGACUAAUUGCUUCUCAGACUGCGACAAGCUUCUUCCUGCACUUGAAUUACCAGAUAUAAAAAUCACGGGGCCUAUUAAGCCAUCUUCAUGGAGUUUGAUCCGUGUGGGGAGUUCAAAGUACUAUGAACCUUCGAAAGGCCUAAUGCAGAGUGGUUUCUCUUCCAGCCAAAAAUUUCUUCUGAAAUGGACAAUUUGUCUAGACAAGAAGCAAAAAACAGGUAAUCAACAGCCACUCAAUGCUGAUGAGCAGAAUAAUCUAGUUAGGUCAGGCAGAAAUUCUAUUGUAGAACUAAAUGCAGCUUCUAUGAUAACAAGGAAUCCUGCUGAGAUAGUGAAGUCUAGGAGUUCCCGACCUGGUACCCAGGACACGAGACCAGCAGAGAAUGUCUUUUCUGAUGAGAAAAAGAUUAGUUUUGGAAGAGGACUUCCCAAUUUUACAAUGAGAAAACCUUUCUCGGAGGUGGUUGCAGGAUCAGCUGCUGCAGAUUUGGCCUUUCCUCCCCUCCAGCAGAGGAAACCACCUCAGUUAGUUUCUGAAAAUGGAGCUAAGCAAAGCACUGCAGUGGAUAGAAAAAGUGAUCCCAAAGAAGCCAAUAAGCUAAAAGAUAAUUCUUCUGAUCAGGAAACUUCAAAUAGGAACCCUCCCAAUGGUUUUCAGACCGGUGACCCUUUUCUAAGGAUAGGCAGUAAUAUAGUUCCCGUAAACAUGAUUCCUGGUGAAAAUAUUGAAUUGGACACUUCGCCAGAGCAGGUAGUUGCCUAUGUUGGUUUUGAGCAUGAGUGCCCUCAUGGACAUCGUUUUCUGUUGACCCCAAAGCAUCUCAAUGAACUUGGAUCUCUGUAUUCAUCCCAUGAAUCCAAUGUAGCAUCAUUAGAGACUACUCUGGACUCUACUCAAGCACAUCCUCCGAGGUCCGGUGGAAAUGGAAGUCGUGAUAAAGUUCAUUCAGGCUCAAGUUCUUUCAGUAAGAAGAGGAGGAAUAUGAACAAGUCAAGAGGGACCUCAAGCAAUGGUCAAAUUUCAAGACAAGAAAAGGAAUAUAGCCGGUCUGAUAGUAUGUCUGGACUUUCUUCUGAACUAGGGGAAGAUGUUCAGGAGAGUCUUAGCUGUCCGCCCCUUGAUAAUAGUGGGAGUGCUUUCUGUAUGUUGAAUAGAAACUUGCCGAUAUAUAUGAACUGUGCAUUCUGCAAACAUUCGAAGGACAAUGCGAAGGCGAAAUUUGCUGGCACAGUGUCUCAACUUCAAAGAAUUUUCCUGGUCACUCCUCCUUCCCCAGUCGUAUUAGCAGCAUCCCCAGCCAUCCAAUUCAAGGCAUCAUGCCUACCUUCAGCUGUUCCUGCGGUCAAGCAAAGACUACAGUUUAGCCUGGGGUGUCAGGUGAUUUUACCUCCAGAGAGCUUUCUUGUAAUUAGACUCCCUUUCGUCUACGGUGUACAGCUGGAGGACCAAACCCUACAUCCGCUCAGUGCUUUAGAACACCAGCCUGAGCAAACUGCAUGGAUUGAAAAGGGUACAGCAUUGUUUCUAACGUCCAAGGGAGUUGGUCUCAAUGAUGGAAUUUCCACGUAGAUUGAGUUGACUAAACCUCAAGUUUUGGCUACUGGAGCUAUUACUUUCAUAGUCAUCUGGGGCGCAUUAUUUGGAUGGGGCAGAAAAUAGUGGUUGAAUGAAGAGUUGCAUGUAUGACUUCAUCGAUAGCUUUUGAAAUGACUGAGCUGCGGUUGGAAAAUGGUAAAGUUACGAGAAGGAAUUCGUGUCCAUCAGGACCUCUUUGUUGUCGUCGGUCUUCAGAGUGAAGCUCCCCAGUACCUAAGUUCUCAAUUGGUGACUAGAACUUGCUGGAAGCUGGAGCUAAGCCAAGAUCCACCUAUUCGAGCUUUGGACCAAUGGAAGGGAUUCACAAAGCCAGUAGCUGUAUAUACACAGGCACAAUGUAUUUGAUAUCAUACCUAUGAUCACUGCUCAAUCUGAAAUUAGAUGAAUUGGAAGAUGUUAUGUCGUGAGUAGACAUUUCGUACGAAAUCUCGGUCAGAGCUAUUCAAGUGUUUUUCCGGGUUUAAGUUGGUGCAGUCGGGAGAUAUAUGAGGUUCGGUUACUAAGACAUCUUCACUGCACCGCACAGGCCUUAUGAUGAUGGAGAUAUAUGAGGUUGGGUUACUAAGAUAUAUGUGGUAUCGAGUCUGUCUUCCUGCAUUCAUCUAAGAAGAUCAACAGCCAGUUUUGCAGUGUAUCAUAAUGGCAAAAUAUCAGCGAAAUAUCUCCA